AUGGCCUCUCGAACCCAAGCUACUACGACCGCCCAUGAGCACUCAGAGCCUUCAGUCUUGACCAAUGACUCUGCUCCGAAGCAAGCCGAGGUUCAGAUGCAGCGGAGUGGGCCAAGACGCAGCAAGUAUCGCCAUGUCGCUGCAUACCACUCGCAGCUACGACAUUCGAGCCUCAGCAGAGAUUCAAAUGAGACGCCCAGCUUUUUGGGGUUUCGGAAUUUAAUGGUGCUGGUUCUUGUUGCAAUGAACCUGAGGCUGAUCAUUGAGAACUUCAUGAAAUAUGGCGUGUUGAUCUGCAUUAAAUGCCAUGACUAUCGCAAGCAAGACUUGAUCCUAGGGUCGAUUCUCUUCGCUCUGGUCCCAUGUCAUUUGAUCGUCGCCUAUGUUAUUGAACUAUCUGCUGCAUCUUCAGCGAAGAAGGUAGUAGGUGAACAGAAGAAGAAGACAGAUGAAGAAAAAGAGCGUGAUCAGCAAGCCUUCCGCUCUACUUGGCCCUACACAGCUUUUCUCCACACGUUAAAUGCUACACUGUGCCUGGCAGUGACCAGCUUUGUGGUGUAUUUUUAUAUCCACCAUCCAGGAAUUGGAACUCUCUGUCAGCUACAUGCGAUCAUUGUGUGGCUGAAGAACUGCUCCUAUGCUUUUACCAACCGAGAUCUCCGUCUGGCAUUCUUGAAUCCAUCUGCCGACCCCGGACUCCCAGAAAUCUAUGCUACUUGCCCUUAUCCAAGAAAUGUCACCAUUGAUAAUCUAACUUACUUUUGGCUCGCCCCUACACUGGUUUACCAGCCAGUAUAUCCACGCACGGAAUCUAUUAGGUGGUCUUUUGUUGCCAAGCGCCUGGCUGAAUUCGUUGGAUUGGCAGUCUUCAUAUGGCUACUUUCCGCACAAUAUGCUGCGCCUGUUUUACGGAAUUCAAUUGAUAAGAUUGCGACGAUGGAUAUUGCUUCUAUUCUGGAGCGUGUGAUGAAAUUGUCCACCAUCUCUUUGAUAAUAUGGCUUGCUGGGUUCUUUGCCCUGUUUCAGGCCUUACUCAAUGCAUUGGCAGAAGUUAUGCGAUUUGGAGAUCGUGAAUUUUACACUGACUGGUGGAACAGUUCUAGUUUGGGUGGAUACUGGCGAUCCUGGAACCGACCUGUUUACUCGUUUAUGAAGAGACAUGUAUUCUCUCCCCUGGUGGGUCGUGGAUGGAGUCCUCUAGCCGCGAGUGGUAUGGUCUUCACACUCUCUGCAAUCCUGCACGAGAUGCUAGUGGGGAUCCCCACCCACAACUUCAUCGGCGUUGCAUUUUUCGGCAUGAUGUUUCAACUCCCCUUAAUCGCAUUCACUGCGCCCCUCGAGAAGAUGCGAGACCCGCUGGGCAAGACUGUCGGAAAUUGCAUUUUCUGGGUCAGCUUCUGCUUGGUUGGCCAGCCACUUGGAGCCUUGCUGUAUUUCUUCGCAUGGCAGGCCAAGUAUGGCAGUGUAAGUCGCAUGUGA
Molecule: messenger RNA, 1479 nt
Organism: Penicillium angulare
Lineage: Eukaryota; Fungi; Ascomycota; Eurotiomycetes; Eurotiales; Aspergillaceae
Product: putative diacylglycerol O-acyltransferase (DgaT)
Exons: 4
Coding region: 1-1479 (492 amino acids)
Biological process (GO): triglyceride biosynthetic process
Cellular component (GO): endoplasmic reticulum membrane
Molecular function (GO): diacylglycerol O-acyltransferase activity
Source: RefSeq, a predicted model, not a curated record